UUCGAUACGAGCGGCAACUUCACCGGGAGCCUCGCGCGCUCCGCGCCUGUCGUCGCCCACAACAGCCCGCAUCAUCAUCAUCAUCAUCAUCAGCAUCAUCAUCAUCAUCAUCAGCAUCAGUGUGAUGAAGCAGCGGAGGACGGAGACCUUCCUGCUCUGAGACACUGGAUCAGCCUGCAGACAGGAUGACUGAGGUGAUGAACUCACUGGAACCCGGCACAGAGGACUUCAGCGGGGGUGGAGCAGGAGCUGAUCAAGGCGCAAUCUUCCCAGAUACCCAUGAAAGGUAUCCAAAGCUGUCCAAGAGGCUUCCCUCCAUCGUGGUCGAGCAAACGGACGGAGCCGAUGUGGAGAGCGGCGAGCUGCGCUGGCCACCAGACGAGCCGAGCUCUCCGGACGCCAAGACUGAGAAGCCGAGUGCAGACAAACAAACUGCAGGUGAGGAUCAGUCGGAUGUCGGUGCGGACGGAGAGGCUUCAGCUGCGGAGGUGCAGGACUCCAACUGAACAAACUCUCCUCCUGCGUUAUCCACCGUUGCUGUAAGUGUGUCCAGAAUACAACAGUAUUGGAAUGAAAACGUCGAAGCAGUAGAAGAAGCCCGGUGCGUUGAUAGAAAGAUCACGGAGACGGAUUAGAGACGAUAGAAAAACAGAUUCCCAAACCCCCGGCUCACGGGCUUGGAGCUAGAUUUGUGUCGCCACCUUCCUAAAUAAAUGUCCAGAAGGUGUUUUCUUGUUUGGCAGCAGAAACGUUUUAAACGCUUAAUCUCCAGUUUAAGUAUCUGAGGGUUUCCCCCGUCUAAUAAGACUGUUGUCACAUUUCCAGCUUGAUAUUUAUAAUUUGAUAAAUUAAUCUGUCUCUGGCUCCAAGCCCUCGCCGUCCAGAUGCCCAGGAUAUCUUCUAAAUGCUGAGUAUUUAGCUCAUGUGUGCCAUAUUACUACUACUAUCAAUGGUAGCUCCUGUAUUCUGUGCACAGUUUUUACAUUAACUCUAGAUGUAAAUGACAUCACUGUAUGUUAAGUGCUGACUGCUGUAGUUUUGGUGACGCUUGGUCUCACUUUGUAAUAAUAGCUACGAUGUUUUAAAGGACAGUAUUUAUUAAGAAAGCCUUCAUCACUUUAUUCGAUGUUAUUGCGACACAUUCUUUAAUAUAUUAUGAUGUGUUGCCUUCAGUAGGUGUUAAAGGGAAUGUAAUCGUGAUCUGUUUAAUUAUUGGAGCAAUAUGUUCACAGGAAUUUAAAGGCAGUCCAUUUUGUUACAGAAGUAAAAAAAAUAACCAGUAUAUUUUAGACGUGUGUCGCUUGUCACAGACAUGAUAUUUUUUAAAAUACUGGAAGCCUAAAUUAUUGCACAAGUAAUAAACCUUUUCAAAAUUCUUA
This is a messenger RNA of Cottoperca gobio, 1379 nucleotides long. Its product is annotated as protein LBH-like. NCBI's taxonomy places the organism in Eukaryota, Metazoa, Chordata, Actinopteri, Perciformes, Bovichtidae. The transcript is spliced from 4 exons. The record is from RefSeq and is a predicted model, not a curated record. The coding region runs from base 186 to 506 and encodes 106 amino acids.